Molecule: messenger RNA, 983 nt
Organism: Sphaeramia orbicularis (orbiculate cardinalfish)
Lineage: Eukaryota; Metazoa; Chordata; Actinopteri; Kurtiformes; Apogonidae
Gene: pycard
Product: PYD and CARD domain containing
Exons: 4
Coding region: 55-669 (204 amino acids)
Biological process (GO): inflammatory response; innate immune response; regulation of apoptotic process
Source: RefSeq, a predicted model, not a curated record
UGCAGAUGUGGCAAAGUCUUGUGCGUCUCCGUCUAAUUCAUCUGCGGUCAAAAAAUGGCUCCAAAAUCCAUCAGAAAGGCGAUAAGUGAUGCGUUUGAUGGUCUGGUGGAUGAGGACCUGGAGAGGUUCUGUUUUCAGCUGCUGGAUCGCAAAGGAAAGCGCGUCCCCGAGAGCUGGGUGAUGGGAAAGAGCCGCGCCCGGAUCACAGCGGUCCUGGUACGAACUUACACCGAGAAAGGCGCGUUAAAGGUGGUUCUGGAGAGUCUGAGAGAGCUGGGGUUCAACCAGAACGCAAAGGAGCUCGUUGAAGCCACGAAACACCUGACGUCAUCCACACCCAACGCCAAACGCAAAAACAAAGCCAGAGGAGCCUCAGGUGCAGCGUCCAGUGAACCUGACAGGGCAGGAGAUGAACACUUCAUCGAUAAGCACCGAAAUGAACUGAUCGAUCGAGUGAGCAAUAUUGAUGGAAUUCUGGAUGAUCUCCUGCAGGCGGGAGUCAUCAAACAGGAAAUGUAUGACAAAAUCAGAGCCAGAUCGACUACUCAGGACAUGAUGAGGGACCUGUACAGUGGUCCGCUGAAAGCUGGUGAAGCCUCCAAAGACAUCCUUUACAACAGCCUCAAGAAAAAUGAGAAAUACCUUAUGAAUGAUCUCAAGAAAAAGUAAGGCCUGUGGUUCAAAGAGGUCGAAAAUGACUGCAGAUGAGUCUACUGAUGAAGAUUUUAGUGGCUGAAAAAUAAUCAGUGUCACUGACCCUGGAGGAAAACAUCAUGGGAGGUUCCCUUAUUAUUAGUGUUUCAACUUCAGAUGUUUUUUUAAAAAUAUUUUUUAAAUGAAUUUUAUAUGAGAUGAGGUGCUAUUUGUCUGAUGUUCUGAUCAGUGAAACUAUUUAAAAUGCAUAAGUUUUAUAUCUUUUACUGUGUAAGCCAUAUGAAAAAGAUCCACCAAGGAUUAAAGCAAUAAAUGAAAUACGUGUCUAA